GUCCGGUGAGAACCCGGCGUGCUCCGUCCCGGCUUCGUAGGGAUGCGAGGUCAAUGGUCAAACGACUACGGCAUGUUGAAGCGCUGUGGGCCCUCACCAACAUCGCGGCGGGGGCCCCGGACCACGCCCAAGUCCUCACCAACAGCGGCGCGGUACCCCCCCUGGUGGUUCUGCUUGACAGUCCCAACGAGGAGGUUUUGGAGCAGGCGCUGUGGCUGCUGGGGAACCUGGCCGGGGAAGGGGCGGCGGCGAGAGACGCCGUCCUGGCGGUGGAUGCGCUGCCCCCCCUUGUGCGAUGCCUGGAGAGACACCAGGGGUCGAGGUCGUUGCUGAAGAUCGGGUCCUGGACGCUGAGCAACCUCUGCGACGGCCAACCCCGCCCUGUCCUCGACGUGCACACCGUCAUCCCCGCCCUCUCGAAGCUGCUUCAGCACACGGACAGCGAGAUCCUAAGCCACACUUGCUGGGCGCUGAGCCACUUGUGCGACGGUUUGUCCACGCACAUCCGAGCCGUGGUGGAUGCUGACAUCUGCUGGAGGCUGGUCGAGCUGCUCAAGCACCGCAGUUGGCGUGUGACGAAGCCGGCCCUCCGAACGAUCGGAAACAUUGUCUGCGCGGAGGACGACACGGACUACACCCAGCACAUCAUAGACGCCGGAGCCGUGCCCUGCCUGCAGCAGCUCAUCGCGCAUAGCAACCGGGAGAUCCAGAAGGAGGCCUGCUGGACCCUCAGCAACAUCGCGGCGGGUACGGUGGAGCAGAUCCAGACCGUCCUAGACAGCGGUGCCCUCCCUUCCCUCGUGGAGCUGGCUUCCUCUCAGUGCUUGGACCCAGCAGAUCCGGACAGCGGCGGGGCGGACCCGGAGGUCCGCAGCGAGGCGAGCUGGGCGGUGCUAAAUGCGACCAGCUGCGGCUCCGAUCACCAGAUUGAGUACUUGGUUCAAGAGGGCGGGAUAAAGGUUCUGGGGGAGCUGCUGAAUCAAAGCAGCAUGGUGAUGAUGGCCCUGGAAGGAUUGGAGAGAAUCUUGCAGGUGGGAGACAAAGAGGCGUAUCGACUGAUGGUGGGGGAUUCGGGGGGUGGCGGCGGCGGUGGGCAGCAGGCACGGCAGCUGCUCGGCCACACUCCACGUCGGGACGGUGGUGGCGGUGCGGCAGGGGGCCUCACGAAGGGAAAUCCGUACGCGGCUCUGUUGCAGGCGACCAAGAUCGAGCUCCUGGAGACGCACAAGAACACGCAAGUGGCCAAAAGAGCUCAGCGCAUUCGGAAGAGAUACUACGUCCGCUGCGCGAUCUGCAAUCAGUCCUUUUCAAAGGCGUCUCAGAGAACUCACUUUUGUCCGGAGUGCAAGUGCGAGGUCUGCCGAGACUGCGACUGCACCCGCUUCCACCUGGAGUUCCAGCAGGAGCUGUGGAAGGAAAUGUCGGAGCAGGAGGCGAACGCUCGGGCGAGCAAGAAGAGCAAGAAGCAGAAGAAGAAGCAGAAGGCCAAGGAGCGCAACAAGGCCGCCACGACCACUACCGCUGCUACCGGCGCCGGUAACGGUAGCGGCAGCGGCGGUGGUGGUGGGGCCGUUCCCACCCCGCAACCGUCUUCCAACGGCAGCACGACCGAUGUUGCCGCCCCUCCGCCGGGGCCGGGGCCGGUGCCGACGUCGACGCCGUUAAGUCAAGGCGACGGUGGAAACGCUAGCGGCGGCGGCAGCGAGGGCGUGCGCGAUGGCGGCGGGAGCAGCGCCCGUGGUGGCGGCGGCGGAUCCCUGUCAGCCAACGGGGGGAGUAGCGUCAACAGUGCCGCCGUUAGCGCGCCUAGCGGCGGCGGUGGCGGCGGCGGCGGCAACGCGAGCGGGGAGAGCAAGAAGAAAGGCAAGAGAGCAGCCGCCAGCAGCGGCGGGGUUGUAGCCAAAGGCAACGGGCGAUCCGAACCGGCACGAGUCGUGCCGCGCCGUAGCGGCACGCCGGCGCCUACUUCCGGAGCCGGGGCGCUCGCGGAGAGGAGCAACGGCGGCGGCGGCGGAGGCGUCAAGCCCACCCAGACACGAGGGCCGGGGACAACGCCGGCCGCGCCGGCGCCAGCGGCACAGCCUGCCCCCCCGGAAGCUGCCGCCCCCGUUGCCCCCGUCGCCAACGGGACGCGGCCGCCGCCUCCACCGUCACCGCGGCAACGAACAGCAGCCGUCGGCGGAGGCGCCGCCGCCGGUAGCGGGAAGGGAAAGGGGCAGCGGCGAGCGAGAGCGGCUCCGGCGGGCAAGGAAGAGGAGCGGGGGGGCGAAGGCGGCGUUAACGCCAGAGUAAGCGGGAGCGCGAAGACGCCGAAGGCAACAGCCUCUGGCGCCGCCUCCGGCGCCGCCGCGGCGGCGGGGAGCCGGAGAGUGCCCCCGGCGGCGGCGGCGGACGUAAAGCCGGCGGUAGCAGUUGGCGCCCGUUCGCGGUCGAAGGCCGCCACCGCUUCGGCUCCGGCGACCGCCGGCGCCAGCACUGGCGGAAAAACAACCGCCGCCGACCAGCAGCGCGGCGGGAAGCGAGCUGGGGGUGGGGAUGACGACAGCCUGAGGCAGAACGACAACUACGUGUCCUUCCUGAACCAGACGGGAUCGAUCCUCGCCCUGGCGCAGAUGCUGGACCGGCAGUCGCUCGAGGAGUGCUAG
Messenger RNA from Ectocarpus siliculosus, 2645 nucleotides. The record is from the annotation of a GenBank genome assembly. NCBI's taxonomy places the organism in Eukaryota, Phaeophyceae, Ectocarpales, Ectocarpaceae.